AAGUAAACACUCAAAAAAUGAAUAGGCCGUAGGUGGUAUUUGACUUCAGCUUAAAAAAAAAAACUCAUCCAAUUGUCAUUCUUAUCCUCUUUCUGUCCAAUCUGUCCAUUGAUUGUUCUGUUCUACUCAAAGUUUGACCCAAAGGUACAACACAGAUUAAAUGUUGUAUAUUUAAUUCUAAUCAACCAUUGAAAGAUGAUGGAAAAUGUGGAAAAAGUGGAGUCCGUCACAGAUGCUCGACGUCGGGUGCUUAACAUUGCUGUUUCAACUGUUCUUUUAGAGACUGGAUUUGAUUCAGCCGAUAAAAUGUCUCUAGAAACACUUACCGAAAUGUUGCAAUGCUUUUUCACAGAAGUAGGAAACUCUGCUAAAGGAUACUGUGAGCUUGCUGGGAGAGUGGAGCCUGUGCUUGGUGAUGUGAUGAUGGGCCUAAUAAACAUGGGAAUUAGUCUUCAAGGCCUUGAACAGUAUGCAGCACGACCAAACAGACAUGUCAUACAACCACUACAACAAGCUCCAGCACCAAGGACACCCGCAAUGCUCUCGGCAGGAUCUAAAGCUAAACACGCCCCUCAUAUACCAUUCCACCUUCCGCCACUACCAGAUCCUCAUGCUUAUAUUAGAACACCAACACACAAACAACCAGUAACAGAAUAUGAAGCCAUCAGAGAAAAGGCAGCCACCCAGAAAAGGGAUAUAGAGAAAGCUCUCACUAAGUUCUUAGCAAAAACAAGUGAAACACACAACCUUUUCAACACGGAAGAUAAUCAAGUUUAUCCUUUGAUAGCUUGCAAGCCAACAUUUCCUGCCUACCUACCAUGCUUGUUGCCAACAGAUCAAGUUUUUGAUUUUGAUGAAUUGGAAUAUCAUUUCCAAGUGGCCAACAGAACAGAAGAUAUGCCAGCAGAUAAAAAAGAAAAUUCAGACAAUGAGGGUGAUAAUGGUGGUGACAAUGAGAACGCGAAUAAUUCUCAGGUUGAGAAUCAGGACGCCGCACCAGCAUCGAGCCCCGACCGAGGGAAAUCUGGGGGAUAGUGGUUUUAGAUUUAAGCGAAAAAUUACUGUUUUAUAAGCUACAUUAUAUUGAAAUCUGUAUAAGUUA
Molecule: messenger RNA, 1102 nt
Organism: Plodia interpunctella (Indianmeal moth)
Lineage: Eukaryota; Metazoa; Arthropoda; Insecta; Lepidoptera; Pyralidae
Gene: Taf8
Product: TBP-associated factor 8
Exons: 7
Coding region: 196-1035 (279 amino acids)
Biological process (GO): transcription initiation at RNA polymerase II promoter
Cellular component (GO): transcription factor TFIID complex
Molecular function (GO): protein heterodimerization activity
Source: RefSeq, a predicted model, not a curated record